CAGCCAUGCACGUUGCUCUGGAUCGAUGCAAUUUGCAUAAAUCAACAGGACCCUCUUGAACGAAGUAAGCAAGUUAACAUUAUGGAUUUUGUCUAUACUCGAGCUUCGUAUGUUCUGGUCUGGCUUGCAUCUGAGGUACCAACCGGGACUCCGAAUGUUCGCUUCGACAACAAACACGAACAAUCAUGGUCUGGCGACGACGUCAAGAAGUUUUGCAUAUGGGUCUCGUCCAAUCCCUAUUGGAAAAGGCUCUGGGUUAUCCAAGAAUUCGUACUCGCAGCGGGCUUGAAAAUUUGUAUUGGGAAUAAUAUAUGGACCUUCGAAAAGUUUUUGAGCCUAAUGGGCAUUAGGGUUAUAUUCGACUUUACCCUGCAGGAGAAGAGGGUAGAGAGUCUCAGACGAGUAUACCAAUUCAAUGGACAGUACGAGUACAUCGUACAGCUGGUUAGAGAAAGGUUCGAACGGCACAAGCGGUCGAGUCGACUUGAGUCCGUGCUGAAAAAGUUCCAGUAUGCACAGUGCCAAGACCGGCGAGACAAGAUUUUUGGCUUCCUUGGCAUUGCUAACGAUUGCCACGAUGGCUCUCUCCAAGCCGACUAUACCAAGCCAAUGUCCGAAGUCUUUGCUGACGUUCUUUGCCAUUUCUGUCGAUCGGGCAACCUUCAAAGCAGUGUGCUAAAUGCUGUGGACAUCCAAACGCGCCUAAUCCAACAUAGCCGAUUCAUCGGCAAGUUGGUCGGAGGAGACAACUGGGCGACCUUGGCUAGUGGAGGCAAUAGCAAAUAUGAGAUUCAAGUCAGAGGGGCUCACUGUGGGGAAAUUCUUCACAUAGGCCCAACCUACGAAGACAUGGUUUCUUCCGCAGCUGCCAACAAAAAUUGGACUGCCAGUUUCGAUACACACUACCAAAAUCCAGGAAGUAGUGAGAGGAUAAGGAUAGCAAACCAGAAGUAUGUAUCUGUUAUGAUCAAAGAUAUGGAUCAGGAGAGGCUCGCAAGAGUUCAAGCAUUCCGCUUACAGCCUUGCUAUGCACGAAUCUUUCGAGAGUGGCCAAGCCUGUUUACUAGCAACAAAGACAACUGGACCUAUCGAGAAAGACGUUCUAGCGGUUGUACAACACCUUGCAGCAAUAUUUCGAAACCCCUGCCGAAACCAAAAAUGUUUCUCGGUAGUGAUCUUGUCUUAGGUUUGGCACCUGGAGAAGCUCAAGUAGGAGAUGUCAUCUGCCGCUUUGUGAACACGGAUAUCACUGCACUCCUCCGAAAGGAAGGCUAUUUUGGGUCUUAUCGACUCAUUGGCAGGAUCGAAGUAAAUCACAUUCCGUUGCUAGAAAAUCUGGGACCAGUGGGAUAUAUGGAUAUACCGAAUGUCAACGCCUGGUUAAACUACGGUGGUCUACCUAAUGGCACGCAUUUCAUACUUAAGUUGGAUCUGGAAACGCUUGUGCUCUUGAUAAGAUAAAGCAGCCCUUCUCACCUUCCUAAUAAAAACAGAUCUCGUGUAGGGGAGGAUUCAGGUUAAACAACCAGCUGUUAUUGCUAUUGCUUUCUUUCCUGUGAGUGCAGCAUAAUAUGGGUCGUCGUAGGGGUUCGCAAGGCUCAAUUCUCAAUCACUCUAACCUGCCUGUCUAAAUAAUUCCAUUAUUGCACUUCGG
Molecule: messenger RNA, 1654 nt
Organism: Hyaloscypha bicolor E
Lineage: Eukaryota; Fungi; Ascomycota; Leotiomycetes; Helotiales; Hyaloscyphaceae
Exons: 1
Source: RefSeq, a predicted model, not a curated record